AUGGAGAUGGAUGGACAUCAAAGUGAUGACGAGAACGACGAUCACUACGAACAUGACCAUACUGAAGUAUCAACCACUACCAAGACACCCAAUGCAACAAUGUCACCGAUUCCUCAUGUAAUGCAUCAUGAACAUGGUAAACCCAUUUUGGAAACUCAUUUAUUACCUGAAGAACGAUUAUAUUGGGAGAAUUAUAAUACCACGACUUAUUUCAAUGUUCCUACCAAUUAUCGUUCCACAUUAUAUUUACAUAUUAUAUUUGCACUAUUUUCAAUUGUAUUUAUUUAUCCAAUUACAUUAAUUUUUAAUAAUUUGAAUAUGAGGAAAUCAUAUAUGUUAAGUUUGGUAAUUCAUUCUUGUUGUAUUAUAUUUUCAUUAUUUAAUUAUUCAAUUUUUAUUAAUUCAAUUCCUGAAUUAUAUCCUGGGAAUGCAUAUAGUAAAAUGUUGGUUAUUUUAUUUGUUUCUACAAUUUUACAAUUAAUAUUUGCAUUUAUUAAAUCAAUUGAUCCAAAUACUAAUGAAUAUUUCAAUUUGGGAUCUUCUUCAGAUGAUGAUGAACUGAGAAAUUCAUUAACUUCAACAGAACAAGAAGAAGUAAAGCAAUAUCAUCAAAUGCCUACAGGGAAUAAAUUCACCAAUAAAUUAUUCGAAUUUAGACAAUGGGUAGCCGCUACCAGAUUUCAUAAAGUUUCUAAAAUUGGGUUUAAUUUAUUGAAUUGGGGUCAUUUCUUUUAUUUCUUAAUUUUAGUUCCAACUGGAGUAGCUACAUUUUGUGUCUAUGGUAAAGGAGGGACUGUAUUUAAUUUAUUAGCCCAUUUUAUUAAAGGUGGUGUCUUUUUUGCAUAUGGUAUUUUAACGUUAGCAAGAUAUUCUGGAGGAUUUAGUAAUAAAGGAUGGGCAUGGAAUCAUAAAUUUAUCAAAAGUUCAGACAAGACCAAUAAAUGGUUCAGUAUUCAAGGUACUGGAUUAUGCACCAUGGAAAUGCUUGAAUCAUCCUUGAUUUUAUUCUAUGGAUCAACUAAUAUCUUUUUAGAACAUCUUGCUAAUCCAGGAGGUGAAUGGUCUCCUAAGGAUUUACAACAUGCUUCAAUUGCGUUUAUUUUCAUUGGAUGUGGAUUAUGUGGAGUCCUUUGUGAAAUUAAAUUAAAUGACUGGAGAUUUGAACAAGCAAAACAAAACCUCACCAAAUCUAACCAAGACACCCAAUCAAUAACUAAUGAUACAAAGAUCAUUAAAGCCAGUCCAGGAUUCAGUCCUAAUCCAUUCCCAAUCCUUACUAUUUUCUGGACCGGUAUUCUUAUGUCUGCCCAUGAACAAGCCAGUCCGUUAUCGACUGAUAUUCACAAGCAAUGGGGACAGAUGUUUGUACUUGGAUGUGCAUUCAGAUUCUUGACUUAUUUAUUGAUGUUGCUUUCUUCAACCACUUGUCAAGAUUUGACCAAACCUACAAGACCAAUCACGGAAUUAAUAGUUGCAUUUGGAUUACUUUGUGGUGGGGCUAUCUUUAUGGAAAGUACCGAUCCGGUGGUUUUGUCAUUUGAAUAUUAUGGAUUGACGGCAAUGUUUACUUUGAAUGUAUCGUUGGGGAUGGUUACUUUGUUUAUGAGUUGGGUUAUGAGUGUGUUUGCAUUGAAGGAUUGGUUGAAGAAUAAAUAUGCCAGAAAAGAAAUGGUAUAA
Messenger RNA from Hemisphaericaspora subhashii, 1677 nucleotides. RefSeq lists its product as uncharacterized. The record is from RefSeq and is a predicted model, not a curated record. The transcript has a single exon. NCBI's taxonomy places the organism in Eukaryota, Fungi, Ascomycota, Pichiomycetes, Serinales, Debaryomycetaceae. The coding region runs from base 1 to 1677 and encodes 558 amino acids.